AUGAAGCGCUCGGGAGAGUCGUCGAAUGAAGAGUCUACGGCGAAAACUUCGAAAAUGGUGAGCACCUCAAUGGUUGAAGAUCGUCAGGAGAUUGAAGCUCGCCGAUUCGAAUAUCUCGAUCAUCCGGCUGAUGUUCAAAUUCACGCAUGGGGUAAUACUAUUGAGGAGGCAUUUGAGGCUUGUUUAGUGGCCAUGUUUGGUUAUAUGACCGACCUCACCACGGUAGAAGAGAAAUUUGAUUAUCAUUGGAGUGUCAAAAGCGAUGCUCUUCAUAGUCUUUUGUUCAUGUUUCUCGAUGAUCCAUUGAAUUCAUUUCAUGCUGAGCCAAACUUUGUCGCCAAAACUGUCAAAAUUGUUCGAUUCGAUCGCGAGGAGUGCGAGGUUGAAUAUUAUGGACGUGGCGAUAUCUUCGAUCCAACUAAGAAUCCAUGCGAAGCCGACAUCAAGUCGCCAACGUAUUCGAAUAUGCAAAUCAUUGAGAAUAAUGGACGAUGCGACAUCUACGUGAUUGUCGACAUCUAA
Messenger RNA from Caenorhabditis bovis, 522 nucleotides. Lineage: Eukaryota; Metazoa; Nematoda; Chromadorea; Rhabditida; Rhabditidae. The record is from the annotation of a GenBank genome assembly.